GGCACUGAAGUUGACAGGGCUCCCUUCUUAGUUUAGUUUAUUUUUAUUUCUUUUCUUUUCUUUUUGAGGGGAUAAAGGGCUUGCUAUUUGUAGUUCGCAAAGAAAGGCAGUAGGUGGCGGUAAUGCACCAGUUUGGAUGCCAGCCGCCUAAAAACAAAUAAAACAAAAAAAGAAGAAGAAUCUAAGAGCCAAUCAGCUCUCCGUGAGGGCAGCGAGGCGUUUCCCAUCAUGCACUGGGCCACGCAGUCGGUGGAGAAGCAACUGCGGCGCCUCGGCUCUGUUGAGAUUCUCAGUGACCACGUGAUGGUGCGUCGUUCAAAGAUGGAGUCCCACGAGCCUCCGGUGUCGGUCUCCGUGUCUCCGGGAGAAAUGCUGAGGCUGUUGGUGAAGCAGCAAGUCCACGCGGCCGUCGAAGAGUCUUCUGGGCUGUUGGACACAUUGACAGCAGCUUAUGAGGACACCGUGUCUCAGCUCAGAGAACACGAGCGACGCGCAUCAGAUGUCCAGCAGCUGGUUGGGAUUAAAGCAGAUGUCCCCCCUGAGGACCAGGACCAAGAGGAGCCGGAGCCCCUCCUCAUAAAAGAGGAGCUGCAGGAUCUCUGGACCCGUCUAGAGGGAGAUCAGCUCAUUGUGCUGGAGGAGGCCGAUAUCACCAAGUUCUUAUCCACUGCUGUUACUGUGAAGAGUGAAGAUGACGAACCUCAGACCUCACGGCUUCAUCAAAGCCAGACGGAGAACAACAAAGAGGCGGAGCCUCCCGCCUGCAGCUCAGCUACGACAAUACAAACAGAAACUGAUGGAGAGGACUGUGGGGCAUCAGGACCAGACAGGAACCUAAAUCCACAUCGUCAUUCACAUCCAAAUGCUGAUGAUGAAGAGGCUUCAGAUUCUUCUGAGACUGAGGUCAGUUAUGGUGAUUGGCAAGAAGCUUUGUCAGAUUCUGGACCUGAAAGUGAAGAUGGGGACAAUGUCUGGAAGGAGCCCAGGACACCUGAGUCUGCUGCACAUGCCCUGAAAUAUAAGGAAGCUCUUGUAAGUCAUGUGGGAUGUAACACUGGCAACAAAUCCAAUGAAUCACGAUCAAAAGAGCUCAUGAGAGAGAAAGCAUUCAGGUGUGAUGAGUAUUUACACGACAGGAAGUCUGAAGGAACACAUGAGUACACACAGGAGAGAAACCAUUCAGUUCUGAUGUUUGUGGGAAAGUUUUGCAAGAAAAGAUCCAUGCAGGUGACGCCCGUGACCCUGCCUGCAGAUGAACCUACACCUGAGGACAUUUGGCUGAGAGCUGCCAGCCAGACGACCCAGUGGGCCUCAUAG
Messenger RNA from Pseudoliparis swirei, 1317 nucleotides. RefSeq lists its product as uncharacterized. The record is from RefSeq and is a predicted model, not a curated record. The transcript is spliced from 4 exons. Bases 229 to 1317 code for a protein of 362 amino acids. NCBI's taxonomy places the organism in Eukaryota, Metazoa, Chordata, Actinopteri, Perciformes, Liparidae.